AUGAAGACUGCCAACAUGACGAGGAACAAGGGACAAGUGUAUAGUGUUGGUAAUUAUCUGAUGACGGGUAAAGUACUAGGGAAGGGACACUUCGCCAGAGUUGAGGAGGCCACACACAGAAUUAUAGGAAAAAAGGUGGCCAUUAAGAUCAUUGAUUUGACAUGUAUCAAAGAAGAAUAUGCUCGUCGGAACCUGCACCGGGAGCCAAGGGUGAUGGCCAAGCUCCGGCACCCGUGCAUCGCGGCGCUCUACGAAACUAUGAUGCACGGACCUCGGCUAUACGUAGUGAUGGAGGCGGCGGGUGGUGGCGACCUGUGCACGCACGUGCUGGGCGCGCGGGGCGCGGCGCGCGGCCUGCCCGAGGCUCGCGCGCGCUCGCUCGCCGCGCAACUCGUAUCAGCCGUUCGACACAUGCACGCCAGGGGCGUCGUGCACCGUGACUUGAAAAUGGAAAACAUUAUGCUGGAUACUACAAAGCAAUUCAUCAAAAUAGUUGAUUUUGGUUUAUCUAACAUUUGGAGCUCAGGUGCAUCGCUGCGAACUCCUUGCGGCUCCCUCGAGUACGCAGCACCUGAACUGUUCGUGGAUGGACGCCGCUACGGACCUGAAGUAGAUCUUUGGAGCAUAGGGGUGAUCGUGUACGGCAUGGUGACGGGCGGGCUGCCUUUCACGGGCGGUAGCGGAAGCGGAGGCGGGGGCGGCGCGGCGGAGGCGGAGGGCCGCUCGCGCCCGCUGCUGCGCGCCGCCAUCACGCGCGGCUUCACGCGCAAGCAACGCGCCGCACUCGCCGCGCAAUCGCCCGAGUGCAAGGCAUUUAUCCAGCAUUUAUUGGAGCCCAACGUGGAAUUGAGGAUGAAAAUCGACGAGGCGGCUCGCCACAGCUGGAUCAAGAGGCCCGGCAUGAGGAUGAAAACCCACCCUUUUAAUACAAUUGAGGUCACGACCAACAGGGAGGUAUACCGGCAGAUAUCAGAACUAUGUCAGAUGUCAGUCAUGGAUGUCGUCGCUCAAAUAAAAGCUGAGCCGUUCGGGACAACAGCCGGAGUGUACAAUAUCAAGACGCAUUUACUCCAACUGCAAUCUAUGUCUGGAACUGAGUUGCUAUGGUCGUCGAACGCUCAGGAACCACGUCCGCUAUCUCCGCCCGAAUACCGGCCCAAGUACGACACCGACACGGACGCUUCCACUAGCAAAGCCCCCACUCCACCUCAGCCUACAUCAUUGAAAUACACACCCCCGACUCAAAAGAUCCGCAUAUCCUCCUGUCUCCAACAACCGAAGCCAAACCUCGUCAAUCGAAACAUAACUCCGGAACCGCCUAAACCAGCUCCCAAAAUCCCAUCGUCCGAUAGAAUUAAGAAGUGUCAAUUGCAGAGCCCUAGAACCAGUAACAGGCCAUUAAGCAGUAUGUAUGUUAUGAAGAAGCCGGUGUACAAGGUGUAUGACAACGGAGACUGCGGUCUGGACCCGCGGCUGCCCAGUAUCGACGAACAUUCAAGUACUGACAUCAACGACAAAGUUACACGCAGUAAAAAUAUACGGAUUCCGUUUGUCCGGAAAGUUUCGCUAGAGGACGAGCGGCCACUGAGGUUGAACAGUUGCCCGAACAGGCAUGGCGAUAAACGAGCGGAAUUUUAUAGAAAGGGAGGCGACGGUCUGCCGAGUUGGAGAGCAAGCGGCGGCCUGAUGACCCCACCAGCGAGGAUCCUUCUGCAGAGCAACGCGACUACUAUUAAACGAGCAUCUUUGGGUAACAUCGUAAGUCCACAUUCGUCGUCUAACAGCCAAUGCAAGAGCGAGAGAGCAAUGCCGGUUGGUUGGUACUCCACAAGAAGUAUAGGCAAGGAGACGACGCAUUUGCAACGACUCCGGCGCACAGCGCCCAUGAAGUAA
This is a messenger RNA of Arctia plantaginis, 1893 nucleotides long. Lineage: Eukaryota; Metazoa; Arthropoda; Insecta; Lepidoptera; Erebidae. The record is from the annotation of a GenBank genome assembly.